Molecule: messenger RNA, 743 nt
Organism: Glycine soja
Lineage: Eukaryota; Viridiplantae; Streptophyta; Magnoliopsida; Fabales; Fabaceae
Product: upstream activation factor subunit UAF30
Exons: 2
Coding region: 103-522 (139 amino acids)
Cellular component (GO): nucleus
Source: RefSeq, a predicted model, not a curated record
AGGGUAAUUUAGUAAUUGGAGAGAGAAGAAGGUAGAAAGUGAGGAUAGAGGCUGGGGCUGUGGCUGAGGCUGAGUUCUGUAAUUGUGUUUUGGCUGUGGACAAUGGCUCUGUCUUCUGGGCUUUUCUUGUGUUCUUCUUCCCGUGUUCUCCCACCACCAGAAACCCACACUUUCAUGAGGACCAGGCCUUCUUCUGCUGCCUUGCGCACCAUUUCCGUUAGCUGUUGCACCGUCUCUCAGUCGUCUAAGCCAGCCCGCAAAAUCCGUGGUAUCAUGAAACCCCGCAAAGUCUCCCCCGAGAUGGAAGACCUCGUCGGCGCUCCCGAGAUGGCUCGAACCCAAGUCCUCAAACGGAUUUGGGCUUACAUUAAGGACAACAAUCUUCAGGACCCUACAGACAAGAGGACUAUAAAUUGCGAUGAGAAGCUGAAGAAGGUGUUUGCAGGGAAAGAUCAAGUUGAGAUGCUAGAGAUUGCUCGCUUGAUUAGCCCUCACUUCCUUAAAAGUGAAAGUGAAAGUUAAGUUUUUGUAUGAAGGUCAUGCUUUGGUGUAUUGAACAAUUACAUUUGGCCUUGAGACAUAGUAGCGUUUAGUUUUUGUGGUACUCUGAAUACAGAACGAGCAUUGUUGAAGAGUUCGUUUUGAUUGAUGUAGUCUCUUCAACAAGUUAGUAUUUACCUAUUAGGUUUCUAUUUGACAUCUUAAAUAUUAUGGUUCUAUGUUCUCAUUAUUAUUCUGCUGUU